AUGGAUUUGAUUGAAGAAGAGGGAAAUAAUGGUAGAAUAAAUAGAAUGCUUGAAUCAGUUUGCUGCGCACGGAGUACUUUUAGUUUCAAUAGGGAGGAAAUUCAGGAAGACCAAAAAAAUGUGGAUGAUCUUGCUGCACUUGAUAGCAAUAAUGUAGCUGUAUACAGUGCUACUGCGCUUGAGCAAGGUUUACUGAAACAGGUUGCAAGGACAUUUACUGAAAAUGUUGCUGUCUUGGAAACUGCGGUGCCACAGGAUGAAAAUUGUAGAGAAUUGCAGAAUUUUAUAGUUGAAAAUGCUCAGUCUACAUUUGUAAAACAUGGUGACAUGACUCCCUUUGAAGUGCUUGAUAAAGCACAGAUUGAUACUUCGGAAGUCGUAAUGGAAGAACCGGAAAUUGAUAAGAAGAGGAAGGCUAACAUCACAGCGGAAUUGGAAAGUAAUGAAUCAAUGAGUUCUACGUCCGAUAGCGAAUUUACUCAAAGCGAAGAUGAUGGAAGUACGUCGCCUGAAGUGGAACCUGUAGCAAAAAAGAAACAACGAAAAAUUGCAAAGACGAGAAAAGUUCGCGGGAAAGAACGAGACGACGCUGACGACGAUUACUUUAGGAAAAGAAUAAGGACUCACCUUGCUCGUUUGGAACUUUCAAAAAUCGAAAGCGGCGAAAACAAAUUGCAAGAAGAGAGUAAUUUUCACGAAUUGAAAAAUGACAUGAAAGUACCUAACGAUUGUUGGAAGAAGCUAUACAAAUAUCAAAAAACUGGCAUAAGAUGGUUGAACGAGUUGCAUAAUCAAUGUGUUGGUGGUAUUUUAGCUGAUGAGAUGGGUCUUGGGAAAACAGUUCAAGUGAUUUCAUUUCUGAGGGCACUAGCGUUUUCGCGUUUAGAAGAUAGAGGAUUCAAUUUUUCUGGCCUUGGUCCAGUGCUAAUCAUAUGUCCAACAACAUUGAUACAUCAGUGGUUGAAGGAAUUCCAUACGUGGUUCCCAUUAUGUCGUGUGGCUAUUUUGCAUAGUAGUGGUUCUUUCCAAGGUCGAAGUGCGCAGUUAAUUCAGAAAAUGGUUGUCCCGAGAAGUGAUGGCAUUGUUUUAUUAACGUCAUAUGGAACGUUUGCCAAAAAUCGAAAGCACCUGGUUGACAAAUUUUGGCAUUAUAUAAUACUUGAUGAAGGACAUAAAAUUAGAAACCCGGAAGCACAGAUUACUCUUGCCGUAAAGGAAAUACGUACUCCUCACAGAUUGAUUCUAAGUGGCUCGCCGUUGCAAAAUUCUCUUCGAGAAUUGUGGUCAUUGAUUGAUUUUGUUUAUCCUGGUCGGCUCGGUGAUUUGAAAUCAUUCAUGGAUAAAUUUUCGAUUCCAAUCACUCAAGGAGGAUAUGCAAAUGCUACUGCUGUCCAAGUGCGUACAGCUUAUAAAUGUGCCUGCAUUUUGAGAGAUGCGAUCAACCCUUAUCUGUUAAGACGUCUAAAAAAGGAUGUUGAAACGUCUAUUCAUUUACCUACAAAAACAGAACAGGUACUUUUUUGCAAUAUUACACCGUACCAAUAUAAACUUUAUAAAGAAUAUCUGUCAUCUCGUGAGUGUGGCCGCAUACUCUCCGGUAAAAUGGAUGCCUUCGUUGGUUUAAUCACAUUACGCAAAUUGUGCAAUCAUCCGGACCUUGUAACUGGUGGACCAAAUAAAUUUAAUGACUAUGAUGUCACUACCGAUGAGGAAAUGGUAUUUGGUGCACCUUGCAGAAGUGGCAAAAUGCAGGUACUCAAGGCUCUGCUUAAGUUGUGGCGACGGCAAGGUCAAAAAGUUCUGUUAUUUUCCCAGAGUCGACAAAUGCUGACGAUCCUUGAAAAAUUUGUGAUUCAUGAAGGAUACGAAUAUCUCCGAAUGGAUGGCACAAUAUCAGUUAGGAGCCGUCAAUCACUUAUUGAAAAAUUUAAUAAGGAUGGUGAAGUUUUCAUUUUCCUAUUAACUACUCGUGUCGGUGGGCUAGGAAUCAAUCUUACUGGUGCUAAUCGAGUAGUAAUUUUUGAUCCUGACUGGAACCCUUUUACUGAUAUUCAGGCACGCGAACGAGCAUGGCGUAUUGGACAAGAACGUGCCGUUACUAUAUAUAGAUUGUUAACUGGUGGCACCAUUGAAGAAAAAAUUUAUCAUAGGCAAAUUUUUAAAGUUUUUCUGUCAAACCGUAUAUUGGUUGAUCCGAGACAACGAAGAUUCUUCAAAACCAACGACUUGCAUGAAUUAUUCAGUUUAGGUGAUAGCAAAGUACUCAAAAAGGAAGGCACCGAAACAGCAGCAAUUUUAAGCGGCACCACAAAAAAUUUUACUCGGCAUAACUUCUUUGAUAAAAGUGAGAAAGAUCGCGAAAAAAAACAGAAGGAGAUGAAAGAGCGAAAAAGUCUUGAUACGAAGAUGAUAUCCGAUGAUAAUGAUGACGCGAAAACUUUUGUUGAGGAACAUUUGUCAGCUGAAAAAGUUAACGAAUUGCGAAAACUUGCUCGGAAAAUUAGCAGAUCAAUUGGUAAAAGAGCUGAAGGAAAAACAAAAAGUGGUGAAAGAGAAAGCGAAAGUAACAGACAAAGAAAUCAAACAGUUGGUGAAAGUUCAAAUAUUAAAAUUCCUUAUUUGGAAAAGAAACGACGUUAUAAGCAAGCGACGGAAGAAUUUUCUGGACAAGAUGACUAUGUACUUGGAAAAUUGCUGACAAAUGCGGGGAUUAUCUCAGCUCUUCAACAUGAUCAGAUUUUCAUGGCAGGUAUUGCAGACGAGCAGCUAAUUGAAGAUGAAGCAAAUGCUGUUGCUGCUAAAGCUGCGGCAUCAGUAAGACGUUCGAGAAGGACUCUUGCAAAAGAACCUCUCGAAAAACCAAGAUUCGGUUUACGGAAAGCUGCUGGAUUCCAGUCAGCUGUUGAAGAUAGUAAUGAUGACGCAGAAGAACCGAAUUUUAGUGGUGCAGCUCUGUUUAACGAAAAAAGUGGUGGAAGCUUGUUGAAUGCUAUUCGUCAGAGGAAGCAACGUACUUUGGAUAUCCAAGAAAUAGCGGAUGAAGAAGAUUCGGAAGAACACUAUCCUUCACUUUUGAAUGCAGCUGAGGCAUCAAAUUUGAAAAAAACUGGCAAAUAUGACAAAUUGGCGGAAGAUAUUCGUUUAUUUAUGGUUCAUAGGAAAGGACAAGCGUUGACAGACGAGAUUUUACAGGGCUUUAAGAAUCGUGUGUCAACUGAGGAUUCGUUUGCAUUUCGAUCCAUUUUGAAGCGUCUGUGUAAGUUACAGAAAAACUCAAACUUAUGGAUACUUAGGGAUGAAUAUCACUGA
This is a messenger RNA of Cercopithifilaria johnstoni, 3309 nucleotides long. NCBI's taxonomy places the organism in Eukaryota, Metazoa, Nematoda, Chromadorea, Rhabditida, Onchocercidae. The record is from the annotation of a GenBank genome assembly.